AUGGCCCAAGCUAUGGAUGCCCAUUCGAGUUUCCUCUAUCUUGUCGACAACCUUCCCACUUGGAGGACUAGCAUUGAGGCGUUAUCUACCCACGCUGCCGACAAGCAUGCCGAGUUUGCUGCAGAAUAUUCCCGGCUCGUGAACCAAGUCAGACCGAAACGCAAGAAGAGUCCCUCGGUUUCCUCUAUCCAUACUCAAGAUCAGGAACAAGGCGAUGAUCAGACUCGCACCGUCGAGAGCGCUGAUGGCCUGUCGUCGCCUGACCCCAGGCGAAUUAACCCUCUAGAGGCUGGGAACAAAUAUCUAUAUGCACAGGGGCGGAGAAAGAGGAAGCCAGGCCCAUCCAUCCGUUCUGGUGCCUCGGGACCUCAGAAGUUCAGAAAUCGACAUCACGUUGUCGUCUACUACGAUGGAUAUCUACAAGAACAACUCGAUACUCUGGUCAAGCAGAUCGGAAUUGGUCGGAAUAAUCUGCGAAAAGGCAAAGCUGCACUUGCCGCUGCCAGAGGCUUCCGACUUCCCACGCUGACCGCUCGAACCAGUCACGGUCUCUCCGCGCUCAACGACAUCAGAAGUUCUAUGAUAUCCCGAAGUACGCCGGCCUUGCUGCCCGGCAAGAGCCGAGUGUCUGUUCAGAACCCGGCGGCCUCUAAUGAGGAAGCAAGCUUUCUACAGGUGGACAAAGAACUAGAGCAGAUACAGGCACUGUGCGAGACGGCCGCUCACCAAUUUCUUCGAGACGGUGACUGCAAGACUGAACUUCAGUCUAUGCUUGAGAAGUUUAAUGGUCUCCUUGAACAGGCCUCUGCAGCUGCGGAGAGCAUGAAGAAAAUUCAAGAGGAAAGUCAGGAAGCUUCAGUAGCCGAUGAUCUUGGCUCAGAGUUCAGUCAUGGUGGUGCCGAUUCGGAUGGUUCUUUGUCAACCAAACCGUCACUCGAUCACUUGACUACACCGAAAAUCGGUGCCGCAAGAGACCAGAGCCCUCUGGCGUUCGGCCCGCCCUUGCACAGUAUAAAACCAUCUGGGUUAUACAGUACACCUGACAUUGCGUGUGCCGACAACCCAGCAGGACUAGUGAGCGACACUAUUGAGGUUGACGACGCCAGUGACCAGGGCUCCAUUGUGGUUGAUAUCUCUCAGUAUCGUCUUACAAACCCCCAGCGAGUGAGGCUUUGA
Molecule: messenger RNA, 1176 nt
Organism: Fonsecaea erecta
Lineage: Eukaryota; Fungi; Ascomycota; Eurotiomycetes; Chaetothyriales; Herpotrichiellaceae
Exons: 1
Coding region: 1-1176 (391 amino acids)
Source: RefSeq, a predicted model, not a curated record